UUGGAGUUAAUGGAGUCAGAAGUACCCCCAGAGUCAGAGAGUUCAGAAAAAUUAAUAUUUUCCUCACCGCAAGAAGAAGAGGAAGAAGAUGAUAGUGAAGAAGAAGAAGAAUCCAAAGAAGCAGAGGAAACUGCCACCAUUAACCCCCUCUUACCACCUGCUCUCACAGGGGAUGUAGAAGGUUUGCAAAAGAUUUUUGAGGAUCCUGAGAACUCUCACCAUGAGCAGGCCAUGCAGCUACUCUUGGAGGAAGACAUCGUUGGGAGAAAUUUGUUGUAUGCAGCUUGCAUGGCUGGGCAAAGUGAUGUGAUUAGAGCUUUGGCCAAAUAUGGUGUGAAUCUGAAUGAGAAAACCACCAGAGGUUAUACACUCUUACACUGUGCUGCAGCCUGGGGUCGAUUGGAAACUUUGAAAGCACUGGUGGAACUGGAUGUUGAUAUAGAGGCUCUGAACUUCCGGAAGGAGAGAGCUCGAGAUGUUGCUGUUCGAUAUUCCCAGACUAAGUGUGUUGAGUUCCUGGAUUGGGCAGAAGCAAGGCUGGCACUGAAAAAAUAUAUUGCAAAGGUCUCUGCAACUGUUACAGAUUCAGAAAAGGGACCAGGGAAGCUUUAUAAGGAAGACAAGAAUAUCCUCCUCAAUGCAUGCCGUAUAAAAAAUGAAUGGUUGGAAACCCAUUUGGAAGCUUCCAUUAAUGAGCUCUUUGAGCAGAAACAGCAAUUGGAAGAUAUUGUGACUCCUAUCUUCACGAAAAUGGCUACACCACGUUAUUCACAUACUUCUGCACCCCCAUCCUUAACCAAUAGGACUCAACUUUGA
Messenger RNA from Budorcas taxicolor (takin), 816 nucleotides. It is a transcript of the gene ANKRD45, whose product is annotated as ankyrin repeat domain 45. The transcript is spliced from 5 exons. Gene Ontology annotation, molecular function: protein binding. NCBI's taxonomy places the organism in Eukaryota, Metazoa, Chordata, Mammalia, Artiodactyla, Bovidae. The record is from RefSeq and is a predicted model, not a curated record. Bases 10 to 816 code for a protein of 268 amino acids.